AUGGACAUACUCUCGUGCGCUGCCUUGGCAGUGAUUGAGUCCGUAGCUCUUCGCGCAUUGGUCUCGGACAUCGAUGUCGGGCCCCAAAGGAUCGCUUUCAUUGCGUUCGGUUUACAAUAUCUCGUCCUGAAAUGGUAUCGCCUAUUUCUGUAUCCGAAGUACUUCUCACCAUGGCGACAUCUUCCAACCCCUCCCGGAAACCAAUUCAUGUUAGGCCAUGCUGGAAGAAUAUUCAAGGCCGAUACUCCCGUGUCUCUGUUCGUCGAGUGGAUGGAGAGCAACCCCGAUGCUCCAUUCAUCCGCUAUCUGUCGCUCGGCCACAGCGAGGUGCUCCUCGUGAACAGUCCCUCUGCGCACCGGGAGGUACUGCAGUCCAACUGCUACUCCUUCACCAAGACGGACCGUCUGCGAAAGAUGAUCAAGCAGUUCGCCGGCGAAAAGAGCCUGGCGCUGCUCGAGUUCGACGAGCAUCGCCAACACCGUAAGAUGCUCGCUGGUAUCCUCUCACCAGCCAGCAUCAAACAGCUCGCUCCAAUCUUUACCGCAACAGUGAAAGAAUUGCAGAAUAUGUUUGACGCAGCGAUCGAAUCCAACGAUGGCAAGACGGGCGUCAUCGACUGCACGUACACCUACUCCAAAGCCACGCUUGAUGCAGUUGGCAUCAGCAUCUUUGGCGUGGAUCUCGCCCAGACCCGGAAUGCAGGUCUAGUCCGGCACGACAACGACAACUACAGCUUUACCGACGCCUACGAAGACAUAUUUGCUCCCAGUACUCUGGGCAAAGUCCUCUUUGCGCUGAACGCGUUCAUUCCGAUCCGCUGGUUGCCGCUCGAAGCGAACCAAAAGUUCAUGUUUGCCAGCAGAUGGCUGAACGAAACACUGGCCGGACUCGUACGCGAGAGACGGCAGAAGAUUACCGGGGCUAUCGCCGCUGGCAAGUACGACAAGCAAUCUCGCGACUUGCUGUCGUUCCUGAUCGAGGAGAGCCUGCCUGGCGGCACGGCCGCUGGCAUUUCAGACAGGCACAUCGCAGACCAUCUCCUCGUAUUUUUGGGCGCUGGCCACGACUCCUCAGCCGACAUGGCUUCUUGGAGCACUCAUAUCAUGGCAACCCGCCAUGACAUCCAAGAUCGCCUACGCGCUGAAGUUCUCGACCUAGUCUCACGCAAUCCCGAGCCGAGUUCCGCAGACAUCGAAGCUCUCCCGUACCUGAAUAACUUCUACCGGGAAUCACUCCGCGUGUACCCACCAGGAAUGACCAUGCACCGCCAAGCAGCCACCGAUCUGACAAUCCAGGGGGUGUUCAUCCCCAAGGGGUCCAUCUUCGACCUCGCGCCGGCGGUCACGUCGAUGAACCCACUGAUCUGGGGCGACGACGCGCGCGAGGUCAACCCGGACCGCUGGGACGCGGCGACUAUUACCAGCGAGCAGCUCGCCACGUGGUCGAACAACGUCUUCUCCAACGGCCCGCGCAUCUGCCCCGGCAAGGGCUUUGCCCAGCUCGAGCUCAAGCUCAUGCUGUUCCACAUGGUGCUGCACUAUCGCUUCUUGAGCGUGGAGGGGGAGUUCACGGUGGAGAAUCCGGCUCUGACUUUGAGGCCGCAUGGCUUGAGGGUUCGUAUCGAGAAGAUUUCCGGAUAG
Messenger RNA from Anthostomella pinea, 1641 nucleotides. The record is from the annotation of a GenBank genome assembly. Lineage: Eukaryota; Fungi; Ascomycota; Sordariomycetes; Xylariales; Xylariaceae.